UGCAUUCUCUUGCGCAGGCCAAGCGAUGCGAGUACCAGAUUUGUCUUUUCGGGCAGGCCUAUUGCUAGGAUAUCAGCUUCGUCUUUGAGCACAACAGAUGCACAUACCUGAACGCACCAGCGUUAUUUUGAGGAAGGGCAUGGGUGCACAAGUUUGUUGGUGCUUGGUCGUCGCCUUUCUCAUUUUUUGGGCUGACGAGACCUCACACAUCCAAGGCAUUACACUCACUCAGCCAGUAGCUCGACAGAGGGGCAGGCAUACCUGGACAGCUGCUGUAUAGUAAGCUCCUGCCAUGGGUGCUCAAGAAUCAAAGCUGAGUUUCCGCAGGGGGAUCUUCAGGUUGCAUGAAGAGCGCAACAUCGCCUUGGAUGACCCAUACUGGCACAACUUCUGGACUCUACCGGAAGGCGCAGAAGACGUAUUUACCCUCUUCUCGCCAACAGACAUACGUAGAGCGCGCGACGAAGCGCCGGAGAACUUCAAAAGCCUGCUGCUUGUUUUGUGUACGCGACUCUUUGCACUCAAGGAUCAUGCACAAUUCCCAACAAGCAAUGAGAGUAAAGCGCCAGAGCAGCAUCUCUUGAACUGCUUGCGUGUCUUGACAAGGUUGAUUCCAUUCAUCUUCGAGUCGGAUGCGAUGGACGAUGCAAUGGAGAACUUUUGGUGGGUGAAGCGGACACGGCGGACCUCGAGGUCAGUUGAGCCGCCAGAGGAGUCGACGCCGACGCAAGAAUCGAUUCAAAUGACACAAAUGCAAGCGACAAGCAAUGCAGAAGAGGUGGAGCCAAUGGCGGAAGAACUCAUGCAUACCUUGGUGGAUCUGCUGUUUUACUCUGGCUUCACAAUACCACCCAACCAGAAGGGUAAAGUGGUCUACAGCAUAUGGGAGACUGGUGUUGGGUGUACCAUUCCCAUGGGCUCGACCAAGCAACUCGACUCCAAUAGGAUUGAAGUGCUUCGCUGCAUUCUAGCACUCAUCUCACGCGGCAUGUAUAUCCCUGCCAAUGUCGAGCGCGAGAACCGUCACAUCACCCAUCUUGUGGUGACAACACCAAAGAAUGUGGUUCUCGCUAUCUUGUGCUCCAUGUUGAACAUCACCAUGAAGUAUAAUCCAACGACAUGGCGGACCCUGCCUUACUCCGCGGCAUUUCUUGCGGAUUCACGGCAACUGCUCGUCACCUACUGCCUUCAAUUUCUGCUUGCGCUACUCUGCUAUCCUCUGCCAGAGUCAGGUACAACAUGCUACAUACAGCAAUCCGCAGACAAGGACGAGCCGGUUGAUCAAUUUAGAUAUUACUUCAAGAAGCUCCAUCGAGCGGCGGAUUUCAACUUCAUGGUAGAUGGCAUGCUUCGAGCGCUCCAACAGCCGUUGCAGGCAUCUACAGCACUACUGCCUGGUUCUCAAAAGGCUGUUCGCUAUUACCCAGAGAUGCUGUUCCUCUUCUGGGAAACGUUGCAGCAGAAUCGACGCUUUCGCACCUUUCUUAUCGAAACAGAUCGAGCACUCGACUUCCUCGUGCUUCUUCUCUUCUAUGCGCUUGAAAACAAGACCGAUCCUGCUCAGAUUGGCCUCGUGCGCAUGUGCGUCUUCAUUCUGCAACCCCUGAGUGCAGAGUCCAAGUUCGCAAAAUCGCUCAGCAAGCCAUUCGAGGGACACAAUUCUUUGCCGGCUUCAGUACGCAUUCCUUCUCCACACUGCACGUACGCAGACUAUCUCGUCGUCAGUAUCUACUCUCUCAUUGCAACAUCGCGUGGCGCGCUCGUCAGUCUCUAUCCAGCGCUUUUCAUGACAUUGAGCAAUGUAGCGCCUUACUUCAAUGGCCUCAGCAUCAUGGCAUCUACCAAGCUACUCCAGCUGCUCAACAGUAUCGCUCAGCCGAGUUUCUUGUUUGCCAAUGAACUCAAUCAUCAGUUGCUACUAUACUUGCUUGAAGUCUUAAAUGGCAUUAUUGAGCACAAUUUCAGCGAGAAUCCACAUCUCAUUUACGCCAUCCUGCGCAACAACAAGGUCUUUACUGCUCUGCAAAAGCUCUCGCUUGACUCUGGUCUCGAGCAAAUACAAAGACUUCGACGCCGGCGAGCUGAAAAGGAGAAACUCAAGGCUGUUGAUGAAGAUGCGCCACUCAAGGAUAGCUUCGCCAUUGGUGACCAUGACGAUUCUGAACCCGAAGCAUCUUCUCCUGUUGCUCGAUCUCGCACACACUCACGUACGCCAAGUAUGGCUGAUGAUAUUGAUUUCACACCUUCCCCUAAAGUCAUGUCGGAGAAGGCGAAAGGCAAGCUUCCAGAAGGUAGAAGAGAAUCACCGCCUGUGCUUCAACGUCAAAAUUCGGCUUCUAGUAUAGGGUCAGCGCAAACCCUUGGCUUAUACCAACAUGCGAUACUAGAUACAGGCUUUCUGGCAGAUGCACCAUGGUUCCAAUCAUGGUAUCCUGACCUCGACUUAUCACCCAUCAUGCAAGUCUUGACGCAACUACAACCUGAAGUUUUGCGCCUGACGCAGGAAACGCCUGAUCCACGACCUAUUUUACAAUACAUUUCCGGAGCAACGCUUGACUUGGCGCAGCCGGCAAGACCCCCCAAUCCACGGACGUUUGUUUGGUCUGAUCAGGCAAAAGUUUGGUUUGAGUCAUUACUUUGGGGAUAUGUCUACAUUUCCGAAACACGUCUCAAUGUCGGUGCUGUAGGCGUCUGGACGGGCACACACGUCAAGCUGUUCAGGGUGCAGGAAGAUUCAUCCUCUCAAGGCACAAUCUUCAAGAUCGGUGGGGGCGCUGUUGAGGCUGUUGGCAAUUCACUUGCAGAGCGGCUCAGUGGUGCCCUUGGCGUGAAGAGCCCAACGGCACCUUCACCCUCUUGAACAAAGAAGUGUCGCUGGAUUAUGCACAUCAUAGAGUGUUGUUGCAAUUUCAUUUACGAUGUAGAAAAGUCAAAGAAGAGUGGCGUUGAUGCGCGCUCUGCCAGCAACA
Messenger RNA from Protomyces lactucae-debilis, 2969 nucleotides. RefSeq names its product high-temperature-induced dauer-formation protein-domain-containing protein. NCBI's taxonomy places the organism in Eukaryota, Fungi, Ascomycota, Taphrinomycetes, Taphrinales, Protomycetaceae. The transcript has a single exon. The record is from RefSeq and is a predicted model, not a curated record. Bases 293 to 2860 code for a protein of 855 amino acids. Gene Ontology annotation, cellular component: Golgi medial cisterna; Golgi trans cisterna; membrane.